CCCCCUCCUGCCCGGUAGGUGACAGCCCAGCCCAACCUUGCCUCAGAUGUGGGGCCAAAGGAAACGGGCGGGUGUGGGGGGAGGCCACUGAACGGAAAGGCAUCUGGCCCCAGCAUCCCUGCAACCCCUGGAGGCCGACACUGGGUUCUGGAGCACCCAUUGCACAGAAGAGAAGGGCCCACCCACUGCACCGCCAUGAGCGAGGCCUUUGACUGCGCGAAAUGCGGUGAAUCCCUGUAUGGCCGCAAGUACAUCCAGGCAGACGGCGGCCCCCACUGCGUGCCCUGCUAUGACAACACCUUUGCCAACACCUGUGCUGAGUGCCAGGAGCUGAUCGGGCAUGACUCCAGGGAGCUGUUCUAUGAAGACCGCCACUUCCAUGAGGGCUGCUUCCGCUGUUGCCGCUGCCAGCGCUCCCUGGCCGAUGAGCCCUUCACCUGUCAGGACAGUGAGCUGCUCUGCAAUGACUGCUACUGCAGUGCCUUCUCCUCGCAGUGCUCUGCCUGCGGGGAGACCGUCAUGCCCGGAUCCCGGAAGCUGGAGUAUGGAGGCCAGACGUGGCAUGAGCACUGCUUCCUGUGCAGCGGCUGUGAGGAGCCCCUGGGCGCCCGCUCUUUCGUGCCCGACAAGGGUGGUCACUACUGCGUGCCCUGUUAUGAGAACAAGUUUGCGCCUCGCUGCGCUCGCUGCAACAAGACGCUGACGCAGGGAGGUGUGACAUACCGUGACCAGCCCUGGCAUCGAGAAUGCCUGGUCUGCACUGGGUGCCAAACGCCCCUGGCAGGACAGCAGUUCACCUCCAAGGAUGAAGAUCCCUACUGCGUGGCCUGUUUUGGGGAGCUCUUUGCACCCAAGUGCAGCAGCUGCAAGCGCCCCAUCACAGGACUUGGUGGGGGCAAGUACGUGUCCUUCGAAGAGCGCCGCUGGCACCACAGCUGCUUCUCCUGCGCCCGCUGCUCCACCUCCCUGGUGGGCCAAGGCUUCGUGCCGGAUGGAGACCAAGUGCUCUGCCAGGGCUGUAGCCAGGCAGGGCCCUGAGGCAGGGCUCCUGGGCCCAGCCCCUCCCACAGUGGGGGUCCAGGACUGUGGCUCCCGCCCAGACCACCUGUGGGGCCCUCGCCCUUCCUCCCCAUGGGACUGCCCCUGGGCUCCAGGAUUCUCUGCCUCAGCCCCACCUCUCCAAACUGCAACCCCUGACCCAAGGGGCCCCUACACCCGGACUCCAGAUCUCGACUCAACCCAGUCCCUGCGAUGCAUGGUCUUGUUACCAAGUCCCCUUCUCAGAUCGGGACUCUAGACCCCAGCUUUCCAAACCUGGACCCUGGAACCCAGCCCCCCUCAAGCCUAGCCUAAACUCCAAAGACAAAGUCUCCAGGAGGUGCCUGAGAAGAAGGCGCUUCAAAAAGUUCGUGGAAGAAAAUCCCACCCAUCAUCUUUUCCAUUAUUCUACGAACUUUUUCGAAGUUCCCUCCAGUACCCAGAUCUGACCCCCACACCCCAUACCCCGUGCUGGGCCUGUCCAGGUAGCAGGACAGGAGGUUGCUGGUUGGGGGUGAGUCCUGGGAUGCAGGGGCUCCACGUCCAUCAUCCAUCAAGUGUCUUUGCAUUUCAUUGUCUUGCCCAGAGAUGGGCCGAGGGGUGACCGCCCUACACCCUGCUCUAGAUUCUGCAAUAAAGCAGUUUAAGGGCGCACA
This is a messenger RNA of Echinops telfairi (small Madagascar hedgehog), 1694 nucleotides long. It is a transcript of the gene FHL3, whose product is annotated as four and a half LIM domains 3. The record is from RefSeq and is a predicted model, not a curated record. Bases 196 to 1038 code for a protein of 280 amino acids. Lineage: Eukaryota; Metazoa; Chordata; Mammalia; Afrosoricida; Tenrecidae. Gene Ontology annotation, cellular component: nucleus; Z disc; stress fiber. Gene Ontology annotation, molecular function: actin binding; transcription coregulator activity. Gene Ontology annotation, biological process: actin cytoskeleton organization. The transcript has 6 exons.